Molecule: messenger RNA, 6357 nt
Organism: Micropterus salmoides (largemouth bass)
Lineage: Eukaryota; Metazoa; Chordata; Actinopteri; Centrarchiformes; Centrarchidae
Exons: 8
Coding region: 1734-3959 (741 amino acids)
Source: RefSeq, a predicted model, not a curated record
ACACCCUGUGGGAAAUAUUUUUGUGGAUAUGAUUUUCCAAAACACAAAUGUAAAAAUGCAUAUUCGUGGAUAGGCUUUUGUGGGUUACAAAUAAUAAAGUUGAACUUCCGUGGAGAGUCCUUUUGUCCAGGUGUAUGUUGCAUCUUUAUUUUACUGGUCUGGUCAAAUAUUGUCUAAAAGUAAUCAUUACUUUGAAUCAUGAGCUAUGAGCUAUUAAAUGUAUCAAAUGUAAAAGAUACUGACUGAUGUAUUAAUAUGUACUUUAUUAAAUUCUUAAUACUGAUGCAACAGUGUGAAAGUAGCAUUUUACUGUUAGCUGGUUGAGGAGUAACUUUUUUGAAUUGAAUGAUUAGGGUUGUGAGAUGAUUAAUGGGGUACAAAUGUAAAACAAUAAAAAAAAAAGUCUGCAACACAAAUAUAACUUUUUCAGACUAUUCUAGUCUUUUUUUUAUAUGAAAACUUUUACAUUAAUAUUAAUUAAUAAUUAAUGUUGAAUUUUAACAGCUACAAAUGAACAUGAAAAUGAACUAGUAGCUAUAGAAAGAAAAGUGAGAUCACAGAGAGAAAGAACAUCAUUCUGUGAUAUCAGGCACCAACACACAAAUUAUGUGUGGGUGUGGGUGACCUUAUAUGAGGGUUAGUUUGUCUUCAGGACAAACAGUUUGCAUUAUGUUUGCAUGAUUUUGACUGUUCGCAUGGAUUUGCCUGUUUUGGGUGUGUGCUAUGGUGAAUAAGCUGAAAUUGAUAUUGUGCAACAGUAAGUUAUAAAUGAUGUGUACACAUGAAGGAACAAUUUCAACACAACACAGCUUUACUAAAAGACAAAACUAAAGAUUCAUGAUCUGUUUUGUGUGCGUGGAAGCUGUAAGCUGCUGUAGAUACUGUGCACCAGCAAGUUGUUUAUUUGUAUAUUGAAAUAUUGAAGUAGAGCCACUUUGUAUAAGCACUGGUCAAAGAACUCAUCCUCUAAGCUUUCUUACAGAUAAUGGCAUGAUACUUCGAAAAGGUUGUAUUCUCUGACAGCAAGUUUAGGCUCAAAAUGUCCCCAAAGCAUUUCUAACCUCAAAUCAACAUUGUCUAACCAAAGCCUUUGUUAUAUUGUCGGUUAUAGCAGCUGUAAGACUCAUUAAACCAUGUGAUCUCUGUCAGCGAAGGGAGGGGACAGUUUUUAUAAAAGAGUCCAAAGGAUCCACAGCAUCAGAAGAGAGGAUUAAGUUGAGGUCAAAAGUGGAAAAAACUAAAUUAGGUUUUCAUGGAGUCACCUGAUUUUGUCCGGGACAAAUUAACUGAAUGGGGCUUCAGUGAUUUCAUGCAGAGAUUUGAAGAUGAAGGCAUUGACAAGGAGACUUUUCUAAGUCUUGGAGAUUCAGGCAGCAUCAGUGGCUUGAUCCCUAAAAUUGGACCAAGAGUAAAAUUCAGAAAAAGACUCAAAGAAUACUUACAGUGGAAUUCCAUGGAGACAUGUGAUUUUGUCCAAGUGAAAUUAACUGAAUGGGAUCUCAGUGAGUUGAUUCAGAGAUUUGAAGACGAAGGUGUUGACAAGGAAGCUUUCCUAAGUCUUGAAGAGUCAGGAAACAUCAAUGUCUUGAUUCCUAAAACAGGACCAAGAGUAAAAUUCAGAAAGAGACUUAGAGAAUACUUACAGGCCCUGAAAAAAAAGGCACAGUUACGGUGCUCCUGAAAUAACAGACACUGAAGCGGACCCAAAUCCAGACCAAGAGGACACCCCUGAAAUGGACCCAACUUUUUUUCCAUGGCACUUUGAGUCUACAUCAACAUCUGACACAGAUCAUGACAGUGAGAUGAGUGAGGAGGCAAUUUCCAACUCAAGUACAGGCCUACUUGCUGUGAUACUCUUUAUUCUGCGUCACCAUCUAACUACGGCUCUGGGUGACUUAAUAGCUCUACUGAAUUUUCUCAGCUCUAACCUGGUUGUUCCAUUUAAGUAUCUCUCUGAUAAGAUUCCUGCCUUGUCUACUGUGUUUUACUGCCAUGUUUGUCAAAACUACAUGGGUAAGAAUCCUGAUGAUGCUUCCUGUUCGCACUGUGGCACAAUGUUCAACAAAAAAAGCAGUACUAAAAGUGGACACUUUUUUUUGUCUGCAUCACUGAAAGACCUUUUGAAAGACAUCCUUAAGAACCAUGGCACUGAGUUGUUACCUAAAACAGUCAACCAUGCGAAUAAUAUUAAAGAUGUGAUGGAUGGGAAGAUGUACCAGAAUCUGCUUAAACAAGGAAAGUUGGCUGCAGAAGACCUUACACUGUUAUGGAAUUGUGAUGAAGUACCAAUUUAUAACUCAUCCAGAUACUCGAUUUGGCCCCUUCAGUUUACAAUUAAUGAAUUUCCUUACACACAAAGGCAUGUGAUAGUUGCAGGACUUUGGUUUGGCCCAGAAAAACCCAAGAUGGGCACAUUUCUAAAGCCUUUCAUAGAUGAAAGUCGUGCUUUAGCUCAAAAUCCCUUUCAAUGGAGCGACAGCAAUGGCACAGUACACUCCUCAAAAGUCUUCUCCUUGGUUUGUUCCUCAGACGCCGUGGCAAGGCCACUACUCCGGAAUUGCAAACAAUUCAAUGGUGAAUAUGGUUGUGACUGGUGUUUACACCCUGGCAUGAUGGUCACAAAAGGCGGUGGAUCCAUGAGGUCCUACCCAUUUGAUGAAAACAAGCAAGCAGCAAGGUCAACCGAAAUGUUUAUGGAUAAUGCAAAACAGGCUGAAAACUCUGCCACCCCCAAAAAUGGAGUUAAAGGACUGUCCUUGCUUUCCAUACUUCCCUUGUUUGACAUUGUUUUUGGCUUUGUACCUGAUUAUAUGCACUCAGUUCUACUUGGUGUUUCCAAACAACUUGUAACUCUGUGGUUGGACCCAGUCAACUCUAUGAAACCUUGGUUUAUAGGACAAAAGAUUUCACUAAUGGACUUACGUCUUCUCCGUCUAAAGCCACCAUUAGAAAUAACCAGAUCUCCACGAUCACUGAAGUGUAGGGACACUUGGAAAGCCUCGGAGUGGCGAGCAUUCCUUUUAUUUUAUGCCAUUAGUGUCUUACCUGGUAUCCUGGAUCCUAUCUAUCUGGAACAUUAUUUUGACUUGUCAUUUAGUAUUCACAUUCUGCUACAGGAAUCAAUCUCCCAACAUGACCUUCGGCUAGCCCAUGAGUCCUUGGUACGCUUUGUAGAAUGCAUGAAAGUGCUUUAUGGUGAAGAAAAUGUGUCUUUCAACUGUCAUCAGUUAAUCCACUUAACUGAAAGUGUACAGAACUGGGGUCCUCUCUGGGCAACAUCAGCAUUUCCUUUUGAGAAAAACAAUGGAAAUUUAAGGGCUCUGCUUAAUGGCAUAAAUGAUAACCCUCAACAAAUUUACCAGAGGUUUGUCAUAUGGCAGCACUUACCCAGACACCUCAGUUCUUUAGUUUUUGACCGACAAUCAGAUUUUGGUGAGUUAUUAGCCAAGCUCACACCAGCAAAAGAUGGCAGUCGCUCUGACAAACUUCUUGGAAAAUCACGCCAUCUGGAUCUCACAGGAUCCACAAAACUAGCAGUGGAAGAGCUCUUAAAGCACCCAGUUCUUGUCAAAUCAGUAGAAGCUUAUGACAGCUUCUCUAAUGGACACACUGUUUAUCACUCUACAGACUUCAAAGAGUCAGACAAAACAGACUGUAAUAUUAAACUAAAGAAUGGCUGCUGUGGAGAAAUACAGUUGAUUUUACUUUUUAAAAAAAAAUGCAUUUGCACAUCCACUUGUUUGUGCCAGGCUAUUCCAAUCAUUGUGGUGCACCUAUAUGACAUCAAACCUGAUACACUGUUCAGCAAAAUACAUCCUGACAAAACAUUAAAGACUACCUUUGUGAGGGUAGAAAGGACAGAUCAACCUAAAGCUUUCUUCUUAGAGGAUAUCAAGUGUAAAUGUAUGUAUGUGGAUGGUUCGCUUGUGCCUCUACCAAACACAUAUGAGAGAUAUUAGAGUCACUGCAGGGCUAAAGUGUUCACAGCAGAAAGGAUGAAAAUCUUUGUCCGAAAUUCUGCUCAUACUCUUCUGACUUUAACUCAAAAUAAUAUUUUCACAUGUGGCCCUAAUUCUCUUCUGUAGAGUUAUUUCAAAUUGAGAAGAGUUAAAACGAUGGACUUCUAGCCACUAGGCAUUGUCUUUGAUGUAUGAUUAUGUUUAACUAGGGAGUAUGGCAACUGAGCUGGUGUUGACCAUGCAAUUACUGUAAUAUUUACUGGAUGGAUUAUGCAUGGCAGUCAUACUGCUGUGUGCCACUGCUGACCUUGUUGUUGAGUCUUAUACAGCCAACAUAGAAACUUCAAAAUUCAGUUAAGGGCCACUAAGAGCACUUUGUAACUAUUUAUUCAAACAAUUGAUUCAUUUCUUCUGGGCAAUUUAAGAACUUCUCAUCUCAGAAGAUUUUUUGUUUUUUUACUUUUUGUUUACUCUAUUUUACAAGUUAUGGGUCAUUUUGUUAUGUGUCAUUUGCGGAUGACCUUUUGCAUGUUAGACUGCAUUUUCUUUAGAUGGCUGUAAAUAGUGUAUUACAGGUAUAACAGGAAGAAAAUGAAUCAGUGUAUGUAUCUUUAAUAUUUAGUCAUUUUGGUCAAACACAUUCUUUUAUCUGAUCUAUUACAUUCACAAGGUAAUAUAAUACAUCUUAACUGUAUCUCCCUGAAAACUAUAUGGUAUGUUUUGCUGUAAAUUACUUUGUGAAGUAUUCAACUUUUUAAAGUUAACAUUAAAAACUGCAAAAAUGUAUAUAUAUACGUAUAUAAAAUGAUUUUGGAUGACUACAUGAUUCAGCUGUAUCAUGAUAAAAGUCAGUUUUACUGUACUGAAAGAACUACAGAUAAACCCUGUUUACUUUUAUUUGGUAAGGGGCCUCAUUUUGUCCUGUAUAUUGCCUAAUAUGCUGAUAAGGCCUUCUCUAUAUAAUCUUCAGAUGUGAGCCAGUCUCUUUUUUAAAUACACAAGAAUGGGUAUAAUAAAGAAAGAAAUGCUAGUAAAAAAGCGUGUGUCAUUGCAAUAUGGAUCAUGUUGUGUAACAUUGCACUGCUUGUGGUUGUAAAAGUGUAUGAUUUGCUUCUUCACAUGUGCAGCAGGUGUAGUCAACCUUGGAUUCAUGAUGGUUUCAAUAGAUUCCAUUCAUAGUCCAGUUUCUUAGCAAGACAAGUGUAUAAAAAUGUCAACUGAAAGGCCCAUGCCCAAUGAAAAGCAGCUGGAUUAACUUAGUGUAUAUAAAUCUUUAUGAGCCAAAUGGACAGAGACGUCUCAGAAGUCCUGGGAUCCCUUCUAAAGAAGCACUGUAGGUGCCAGUGAUGUCUGAUUUAGGAGGCUACAACUGAGAAGUUGAUCAGACAGUCAGUCAGUCAUUAUCUGACAGAGAGUAAGAACUAUUUAAUUUCCAUGCUUUGUAAUUUAAUCUGAUUCUUUAUAUGUGGAUGAUUUACAGAGCACCACAUUCCAGUGCUUAUAACAUUUAAAAAAAUAGAUAUGACACAUGCUAGUAAACAUCAUGUAACUAGGAAAUUAGUAGCUACUGACCCCCUGGUUCUGGCAUAAAGACUUCUUCCUGUCUGCUCACUUCAUACCUGUCCUUCUGAUAAAUCACAGACACUCUGAUUGGCUAAUCAAGGAGAAUUCUAGCUGUUUAAGUUUUGGUAACUGACUUCAAAUCAAAAGGGGAAAAGGGUAGACAAUAGAGAGAUUUCAAUUAUCUUUAAAGUAAAAGAAUGACACUAAUAUAUCUUAACAUUACAGUGUGUCUGAAUCUUCCACAUUCAGAUGUUUCAUGUAUACUGUGGGGAAAAAUCUAAACAUUGCCCACAACCACUGUUUCUAUCGCGUUGCACUUUACUGAUCAUUCUACACAAAUCUGAAGGCUGGCUGAGCGAUCUCAAACAACUGGGUGUGUGUCCCACCCACUGAAAUUAACCUUUUGUCUUGUUAAAAUCUCAGCAGGGUGCAAUCAGUCCUAAUGCGCAACACCUGUAUGCAAUUACACUCAUACUAUUUCAAUGAAAGCGAUCACUGAGGCGUCAGUGUAUGUGUUUGUGCCUUGGGUGAAGACCUACUUGGGUAAAGGCCACCCAAGAGUACUAAGCGUAGCUUUUUCUAAGUACACCUACUCACUUAAAGCCAACAUCUAGAACUGCAUUUAUGCCAUGUGCUACCAUACCAUUCGUGUUGUUUCCGGUGCACGCAAGAGGUAUCAUGUCGUUAGGCACAGAAAUCAGGCACCACAGAUAUCUAUCUACAUCUACAAAAUUACCAUUUCUUUUUUUUCUCUGUGAUUAGGACAAUUUUGGAGAAAAUGGGGCUGUGGGGGAAGGUGACUUCCCUCCAAGCAAAAACAAAGUGGGACAAUAAA